CCACGUCCCAAACGAAAGGUCCGCUUCAGAAGUGAGCUUAAUCGAUUGAAAUUGAACACCCUCAACCUCCACCAGCAGAUCUACAGCACAACGCGUUGAAGAUGGGCGCCGACGAAGGGGUAUAUCAUCCGCAGGAUGCCAUUGGUGCCGCCAUUACCGGUACAAUGAUUACGGGUGGCGCCGGAUUGUUCAUGUCUGCAGUUCAGAAUGCUCUCGCCAGAAAGAAUGUUGGCCCAUGGGGAGUCUUCACCAGGAGUGGUUCGACAAUCGCUGUUUUCGCGGCGAUGGGCGGUACAUAUGAAUUCACCAAAUUCGCGGCCGCCAACUUGAGGCAGAAGAACGACAGCUUGAACCCGGCCUUGGGUGGCCUUCUUGCGGGUUCAGUGCUUGGAUUCAAGCAGGGUUCGCUACCGGCUGUUCUGGGUUAUGGAACUAUGGCAGCGGUUCUGCUGGGCGCUUUCGAUUACACAGGAGGCCGAAUUAAAGGCUGGAACAGAGACCCAGAGUCUGAUGAGUUUGAGCGAAAGCAAUACAUGAGGAAGAACAGACGCCGUCCGAUAGAGCAGACGAUUUCUGAAGUUGGAGAGGGCCGAGGAGUAUAUGGACCUGGUUACCUGGACAGGAGGAAGGAGAGGAUCAAGGAGGCAUACGGCAUUGAUGUGCCGGGUGAAUCGUCCUAGAUUUCCUGUUUACUUCGCUUUCUAGACACCGAUUGAACUUUAUGUACUGUACAUAUAUAACAAAUGAUCCGAACCCAACCGGUAACUGGACUUCCAAAAAUAUAUCCCUUUGUUAAACAAUUGCCCGAGGAGAUACUCGUGCUGCCCGAAAGUCUGAAGAGAGACUCCCUUUGAUGCGGAUUGAUAUCGGGACUCCGAUUCAACAGAAUCUCUCUCUUCAGCCCCAUGAAUGAGUAACUGUCUUAUCGAUUGUAGCUCUAACUAAUUGAGCUCCUUUAUUUUAAUCAGACAUAGGUCCUGUAAAUAGAAGUUGUUGUCCAUAGUCCUCCUUUACAUGGCCGGCAAUGAUAGGAGGGUGUAUAGUCUCGUGAAACGUGAAGAUUUGAGGCAGG
This is a messenger RNA of Pseudogymnoascus verrucosus, 1072 nucleotides long. RefSeq lists its product as uncharacterized. The coding region runs from base 102 to 680 and encodes 192 amino acids. Gene Ontology annotation, biological process: mitochondrial respiratory chain complex I assembly. Lineage: Eukaryota; Fungi; Ascomycota; Leotiomycetes; Thelebolales; Thelebolaceae. The transcript has 4 exons. The record is from RefSeq and is a predicted model, not a curated record.